GCUCUGCCCUUAAUAACCGUCAUAGUAGGCAAAAAAAUCAAUGGAGACGAAUCCGUAGUAGUCACAACCAAUCCCCAAGUGGACAAUCCGAAAAAGGUCACUAUCGGAAUGCCCAGCCCCAACGCUCCCAUCAGGGCGCUGUUACGGGAUGGCCCCAAAUGGGCUUUAUACAUGAAAGGAGUCAUCGCGAAUUACAUAGGAAACAUCCCGCCUGCGUUCAAGGCAGUGGUACACACCAGUGUACCAACAGGUGGCGGUCUGUCGAGCAGCGCAGCACUGGAAGUUGCCACUUACAUGUUUCUAGAUCAACUAAUCGGCCCGAACUCAGUCAUGCCUACCGAUAAAGCACUAGCAUGCCAAAAGGCGGAACACGACUACUCCGGAAUGCCUUGCGGUAUCAUGGACCAGUUUAUAUCACUGAUGGGCAAAAAAGACCAUGCCCUUCUUAUAGAUUGCAGACAUCUAACUUCCACUCUUAUACCCUUGAAAGAUCCCGAUGUGGUAGUGUUAAUUGUAAAUUCCAACGUGAAACACGAACUAACGGGCAGCGAGUACCCCACAAGACGAAAACAAUGCCAGGAGGCUGCUUUGUUGUUAAAGAAGGUUAGUUUAAGGGAUGGGACAGCUGAAGACGUCGAGUACUUGAAGUCAAUAAACACCAACGAAGAGAUCAUAAAAAGGGCCAGGCAUGUCAUAACGGAGAUUCAAAGGACGACGGAGGGUGCGGCAGCCUUGAGAGAGAUGAAUUACAAGAAAUUCGGGCAACUUAUGAUCGAAAGUCACAUGUCGCUCAGAGACGACUAUAACGUGUCCUGCGAGGAGCUGGACAGUCUAGUGGAGUUAGCUCUGGAAGUCGAGGGGGUCCUAGGGAGCAGAAUGACUGGUGGUGGGUUUGGUGGUUGUACGGUUUCUCUGGUAUACUCACGAGUCGUGGACAAGGUGAUUAAAAAUAUUCAACAAAAAUACAAGGGAAAAGCGACGUUUUACGUAUGCAAGCCUAGUGCCGGUGCGGGAAAAGCUUGUGGAUGUCCAAAAGAUUAAGAAAAAACAAUAAAUAGGACCAAAAAUCAUGCUUUAAAAAUCCCAUGUAAUAUAUGUACUAAUAUUUUCAUAUGUCUUUAAUAAAUUGCUCAAAAACAA
Anoplophora glabripennis (Asian longhorned beetle) is the source of this 1140-nucleotide messenger RNA. Its product is annotated as galactokinase-like. Gene Ontology annotation, molecular function: ATP binding; galactokinase activity. NCBI's taxonomy places the organism in Eukaryota, Metazoa, Arthropoda, Insecta, Coleoptera, Cerambycidae. Gene Ontology annotation, cellular component: cytosol; cytoplasm. The transcript is spliced from 6 exons. The annotation marks the transcript as partial. The record is from RefSeq and is a predicted model, not a curated record. Gene Ontology annotation, biological process: galactose metabolic process; carbohydrate phosphorylation.